UCAUCACUUAGAGGUGAGAUGGCGCAGAGAGGAGUGCAGCUGGACCGGGAAACCUUCUCUUGUUCCAUCUGUCUGGAUCUACUAAAGGAUCCGGUGACUACUCCCUGUGGACACAGCUACUGCAUGAACUGUAUUAAAAGCCACUGGGAUGGAGAGGAUGGUAAGUACAGCUACAGCUGUCCUCAGUGCAGGAAGACGUUCACACCGAGGCCCGUCCUGCUGAAAAACACCAUGUUAGCAGAUUUAGUGGAGGAGCUGAAGAAGACUGGACUCCAAGUUGCUCCUGCUGGUCACUGCUAUGCUGGAGCUGAAGAUGUGGCCUGUGAUGUCUGCACCGGGAGGAAACUCAAAGCCAUCAAGUCC
Etheostoma cragini (Arkansas darter) is the source of this 363-nucleotide messenger RNA. Its product is annotated as E3 ubiquitin/ISG15 ligase TRIM25-like. The record is from RefSeq and is a predicted model, not a curated record. Lineage: Eukaryota; Metazoa; Chordata; Actinopteri; Perciformes; Percidae. The transcript has a single exon. The annotation marks the transcript as partial.